UACACGUGCACCGCGAGAGAAGGACAUGCAGACUCCAGACAGCUGGUCCUUGAGAAAUCUGGUUGGUGAAACAUUUCGGUUAUAUAUGCUUCAUAUCUGCCUUCAUCGACGCCAGAGAGCGGGAAAAAUGAUCACGGUUACACCCCGACCUGCGCCGCUCGUCUGCUGUGGAAGGCUUGGAUGCACUUCACUUUUGGUUGGAGCUCUUGUUGUGGGAAGAGACGGCUCGGCCCAGGGGAGAGGACACGGCAACUGGUUGGCGUCGCGUUGGCGACGCGUGGUAGUAUGUUGCAUUUGUGGCCUCAAGCGGGAUUAAAAAAAGCUACCAUCGACCCAGCAGUGACAGCUAAUAAACAGCUCCUCUUGCUUGAUCAUUCAAUACUGCACGGCUGCCGCAGUUGUCCGCAGGCAACAUGCAUGGAGAUGCCCCAUUUGGUAUGGACGGCUCCGCCUAUUCGACUCAGCGUCGAGCUCAUCCUUUCCGUGUGGUGUGGCUCGAAUUCAACAUUGGAGGGACGGGCCGGUGCGGCGUGUAAGGACAGGUAUACUUGUGUCUCGGACGUCGAUGCUCAGGGACAGGAACCCCCUUCACAUGAAGAAAGCAGGGAGGUUUGCUUCCGAGGCAAAGAGAAGCUUCUCUGGCAAGUUUCUUCAAUCAUUCACAGCACAACUUUCAAGCUUUUACAAUCACGACUACCGCUAUGUACGUACAGUGCAGCACAACCACAUGGCCAGUUUCCUACACCUCUCACCGGGAUUGGAUUUAUCGAUCCAGGCAUUUGCAACCGGGCAUCCUCACACGGCCAUAUAGUGUAGGAAGGCUGUUGCUGCAAAGGCUAGGAGGGAACGCCAGCAACCAUCUCGCACACCCCGACAGGGACAAGCAAUUGGAGACGCAAGGCUCGCCCUUCUUCUGUUGUCAACUGUACUGCCGGUACCUAGAGCCCUUGACUCAGUUGAGUGGAGCUCACGGCGGCGGUCCGAGGGCAAUGAUGCUCUGGACACUCCAUGUUCCGGCCGUCGGCGUCCCGCACCAUCGGCGGAGGCGGUGGGGCAACCCGUCAAGGUGCCGGACUGCUUCCGUCACCUCCGUCACUAAUACCGCUCCGGUCGGGUCCGGCUCCUUCCAGCCUGUUUCCUACCUAGGUACAGCACAUACAUGGGCCCACGUGUAAAACAUUCUAGCCUUCAA
Messenger RNA from Chaetomium strumarium, 1192 nucleotides. RefSeq lists its product as uncharacterized. The transcript has a single exon. The record is from RefSeq and is a predicted model, not a curated record. The coding region runs from base 181 to 816 and encodes 211 amino acids. NCBI's taxonomy places the organism in Eukaryota, Fungi, Ascomycota, Sordariomycetes, Sordariales, Chaetomiaceae.